This is a messenger RNA of Lactuca sativa (garden lettuce), 285 nucleotides long. The record is from RefSeq and is a predicted model, not a curated record. Lineage: Eukaryota; Viridiplantae; Streptophyta; Magnoliopsida; Asterales; Asteraceae.
AUGGCUUCCACCUCCUACCUUUACAUUUUUGCAAUUGUGCUAUUCUCAAUUGCAACAAAUGAGAUGUGUUUUGCUUCCCGCAAUUUGCUGCAAGCAACCACAUUCCCGACACUGCCACAACCACAAAUGCCCACCAUCCCCACACUGCCACUACCACAAAUACCCAGCAUCCCUAACAUGCCCAAACUUUCCUUUCCUCCAUUGCCUUCUAUGCCUACCAUCCCUAACUUUCCAACAACUCUUCCCAAUAUUCCUUUCUUUGCUCCACCACCUUCCAAGAAGUAG